Vitis riparia (riverbank grape) is the source of this 5943-nucleotide messenger RNA. RefSeq lists its product as uncharacterized. The transcript is spliced from 4 exons. The coding region runs from base 100 to 5262 and encodes 1720 amino acids. The record is from RefSeq and is a predicted model, not a curated record. NCBI's taxonomy places the organism in Eukaryota, Viridiplantae, Streptophyta, Magnoliopsida, Vitales, Vitaceae.
ACACUUCUUCUGUGCGUUGCCAUCUAGUGCUCUUGGCUUCUUUCUACUGAGAGUGAAGACUGAAGAGUGCUUUGUGUGAAUCUAGAAGGAGGAGUAGUAAUGGCGACGCCGAAGGAGCAUAUAGAGGAGAUAAGGAGGACGAAGUUCUCGAUCGGAGGAGAGCAGAAUCCGCUGACGGAGGAUCUUCACCAGGCGGUGAAGAAUCUCUCUGCUGAGCUUUACGCUAAGGAUGUUCAUUUCCUCAUGGAACUCAUUCAGAAUGCAGAAGAUAACGAAUAUCGGGAAGACGUAAAUCCGUCGUUGGAGCUCGUUAUAACUUCAAAGGACAUAACUGGCACUGGAGCACUGAUGACGUUGUUGAUUUUCAACAAUGAAAAGGGAUUUUCAGCUAAAAAUAUUGAGUCUAUCUGCGGUGUUGGGAGGUCCACCAAGAAAGGCAACAGGAAGCGCGGUUAUAUUGGAGAGAAAGGAAUUGGAUUCAAGAGUGUAUUUUUGAUCACAGCUCAGCCUUACAUAUUCAGUAAUGGAUAUCAGAUACGAUUCAAUGAAGAGCCUUGCCCGCACAGCAAUCUUGGGUACAUUGUCCCUGAAUGGGUUGAGCAGAAUCCAAGUCUUGCUGACAUAAAACAAAUAUAUGGUUCUCAUGCAGUCCUUCCGACCACUACCAUAAUCUUGCCUCUAAAGCCUGACAAGAUCAAGCCUGUGAAGGAACAGCUCUCAAGUAUUCAACCUGAAGUUCUAUUAUUUCUUUCAAAGAUUAAGCAGUUUUCUGUCAAGGAAGAUAAUGAGGAUCCAAGGCUCAAUACUGUGAAUGCCAUCUCCAUUUCAAGUGAAAUUAACUUUGUUACAAGGAAGAAUAUUGAUGCUGAUUCCUAUACUCUCCAUCUCUCUGCGGAUGAAACUAGUGAUGUGACUGAAAAAGAAUGCAGCUACUAUAUGUGGAGGCAGAAGUUCCCUGUCAGGCAGGAAAAUCAAGUAGAAAGAAGACUUGAAGUGGAGGAGUGGGUUAUUACGCUGGCAUUUCCACUUGGACAGCGACUGAAUAGGGGGAUGAGCUCUCCUGGAGUCUAUGCAUUUCUUCCCACGGAGAUGGUUACAAAUUUUCCCUUCAUUAUUCAGGCAGAUUUUGUUCUUGCAUCAUCCAGGGAAACAAUCCUCUUGGACAACAAAUGGAACCAAGGCAUUCUAGAUUGUGUGCCUUCUGCUUUUCUUAAUGCCUUUAUUUCACUGGUUACAACAUCACAAGAUGUUCCAGUUUCUACACUGACCCCAAUGUUUAAGUUCUUACCUAUCGACAGCUCUUCUUAUCCAAAGCUCAAUGUCGUGAGGGAGUCUAUCAAAGCAAAACUGCUCAAGGAGAAUAUCAUACCAUGUGAGUCGUAUUCAGACCAGAAGAUCUUUCGUAAACCUUGUGAAGUGGGUAGGUUAAUGACUUCUUUCUGGAAUAUCCUGAAAAAGGCAAGGUAUCAAGGGGUAAGCUUGGAUUCUCUGUCAUCCCAUGGAAGCUAUAUCCUGAAUUCUUCAUUUGAGACAGAGGAGUACGAUCACAUAUUGAAUUUCCUUGGUGUGAAACCUGUCAAUAGCCAAUGGUAUGCCACGUGUAUCAGGAGUUCCAAUCUUCUUUUGGGAGUGACAGAGGAUGAUUAUUUGGAACUUCUACUCUUUAUUGCUGAGAAAUGGAGUUCCUCUUUCCACAGCACGGACAUGAGGAAUGUUCCUCUCCUGAAAUAUGUUGGUCCUGAUGGAAAUGUUGUUUUGUGCCCUACAAGCAAUGUCACAAUGUGGAAUGGUGAAAGUAUGAUUUGUAUGUCCCGUGAGUCUCAGCAUAUUUCAUGGUUGAUAGACUGGAACAGGGAAUUUAGACGUGUGACAGAUCGAUAUUUUAUGCCCAAAAGCACACAAGAAGCUAUCAAAGUUUUUUCUAAGAGAGAGACUCUGUUGGAAUGGCUUCAAAAUCAAGUGAAGGUUCGCGUUGUCAGUGUGUACGACUUUGCUGUCAUUCUUUAUAAUUCUUUUAAGGGGGGUGACCGACAGCUUGCUAUUGCCUAUGUUCACUUCCUUUAUCAUUCCCUCUCGAAGAGUUAUCUACCAAAGGUGGAUGUUGACUAUUUGUGUGGUAUCAUGCCACUUGUAGAUAACUAUGGGCAUGUGAGCACUCAGAGAAAAGGGGUUCUCGUUCCUGCUAACGGAAGCAAAUGGGUGGGAUUAAUGGGUGCAAAUCCGUGGAGGGGAGCAGGCUAUGUUGAGCUGGGAGAAGACUAUUUGCGCUCGGGCAGUUAUGCAGGUUCAUUCACACCAGAGAUGCAGCUCAUGACGUUUCUCAAAACUCAUGUUGCAGCUUCUGAUAUACCUGAUAUAUCUCCUCCCGACGCCGAGUUAUCUGCCGCAUAUGCACCACUCACCAAGCAAAAUGCAUUCUUGCUGUUGGACUGGAUUCGCAACCUGAAAUAUAAGCAAAGCUACCUGAAAUAUUAUCAAGCUCUGCCAGAUAAGUUCCUGACAUCCAUUAAGAUGGGAAGCUGGCUCAAAAUUUCCCUCAGUGGCAGUCCUGGAUACAGGCCACCAUCACAGUCUUUCCUGCUUACUUCAUCAGAUGAAAAUCUUAUGCAGGACGAGUCAGUAAUGGUUGAUAUUCCAUUGAUUGACCAAGGAUUUUAUGGAAAUGGCAUCAAUAAUUAUAAGGAGGAGCUCAAAACUGUUGGAGUAAAGUUUGAAUAUGGCGAAGCGUGUGAGUUUAUAGGGAGGCACCUCAUGUCUCUUGCAGCUUCCUCUGCAUUGACUAAAUCCAAUGUGUUUCAAAUACUUAAGUUCAUCAGAUUUUUGAGACUUAGAUGUCUUCCGGCUGAUAAAUUCAUCCAGAGUAUCAAAGAUGGAAGGUGGUUGAAGACUUCCUGUGGUCACAGGUCUCCAGUUGGAUCUGUUUUAUUUGACCAGGAAUGGGAAGCUGCAUCACAAAUAAGUGACAUCCCCUUCAUUGACCAAGAUCACUAUGGCAAGGAAAUCCUUGGUUUCAAAAUGGAACUCCAAUUGCUUGGUGUGCUGGUUGGCUUUAACAAAAAUUACCAGCUUGUUACCGAUCACUUCAAGUCUCAAGCAUGCUCAAAUUGUCCAACAGCCAAGUCUAUUCUUUUGAUAUUUGAAUGCAUGUGGGAUUGCGAGCGCAAUUCAAGAUCAGCCCAUGAACUUGUGCAGGCGCUUAAAGGUAAUAAAUGCUUGAAGACGAACAUGGGCUACAAGUUUCCUAGUGAAUGUUUCCUGUUUAAUACUGAGUGGGAUUCGCUUCUGAAAGUCUUCCAUAAUGAUUUUCCACUUAUUGAUGAAAAGUUCUAUGGAACCAGCAUCUUGUCUUACCAAAAAGAGUUGAGGCAAGCAGGUGUAGUGGUGGAUUUUGAAGCAGCGACCCAGAAAUUUUUAGCUGUUUUCAAGAAGCAUGCAUCCUCGUCUUCUAUUGGAAGAGAACAUGUUCUGUCUUUUCUCAGGUCUUACGGACAAAUUAAUAGGACAAACAACAAGUUUCCUUCAGAUUUUAAGCACAACAUUUGUGAGGCAAAAUGGCUGCAAACACGGCUUGGUGUUCCUAGAUCACCAAGAGAGUGCAUUCUUUUUGGCCCAGAGUGGGAACCUGUAAGUUCAAUUACUGUGCUUCCUUUCAUUGAUGAUAGUGAUAAUUACUAUAGCAAGAGAAUUCAUGAAUAUAGUGAAGAGCUGUGGAGCCUGGGUGUUACCAUCAAGUAUAAAGAUGGGGUGAGGUUUGUGGCUGCAGGUGUCUACUUUCCCCAAGAUCCCAGCACCAUAACUCCUGAAAGUGUGUUCUCUCUGCUGCAGUGCAUCCAGAUUUUAAUGAAAGAUGGUUAUACUUUGACUGAUGCUUUCCGAAAAAAGGUUUCUCAAAGUUGGUUAAAAACCAAUGCUGGGUAUAGGUCUCCAGGCCAAAGUUUGUUGUUUGGCUCUGAGUGGGGUUCUUUCUUACACAGAAACGAUGGACCUUUCAUUGAUGAAGAAUUCUAUGGCCCCAGCAUUACAGCCUACAAGAACGAGCUCAGAGAAAUUGGAGUGACCGUUGAUUUGUUAAAUGGGUGCUCUUUGCUUGCUGGCUAUCUUGAUUUUCAUUCUGAAUUUUCAACCAUUGUUCGAGUCUAUAAUUACUUGAAUGAACACGGCUGGUCGCCUUCCAAUGAUACUCCUAGAAGGAUCUGGAUCCCUAAUGGGAGUGACAGUGGAGAGUGGGUUAGUCCUGAAAAAUGUGUUAUUCACGACAAGGAUGGUCUCUUCAGUUCACGACUGAAUGUUUUGGAGAAACACUAUGAGCCGGAAUUAUUCAGCCUUUUCUGCAGAGUCAUGCAAGUUAAAUCCAAUCCUUCUUUCGAUGACUACUGCGACCUUUGGAAUAACUGGGAAAAUUCAAGGGAGCAAUUGUCACGUUCGGAGUGUUGUGCUUUCUGGGCCCAUGUUUCAAAGCACUGGAGUAAAAACACACAGAAAACUCUUGCCGACAGCUUGUCAAAACUGCCAGUUGAAUCAGGAUCGGAGAGAAUAAUGUUGUUUGACAAACGUGAUGUUUUCAUUGCAGAUGACCUCCAGCUAAAGUAUCUUUUCCAACAAUCUUCGCCUCACUCAAUUUUUGUGUGGUAUCCCCAGCCAAGCAUCCCUUCCUUGCCCCGGACUAAGCUGCUUGACAUCUACAGGGAAAUUGGUGUUCGUUCUAUCUCUAAAUCUGUACAGAAGGAAGAAAUCUCCAAGUUGGAGGCCAGUGAACUCAAGCAAGUGUCUCAGAAGGAAACUUUGAUCGGAAAAGGCCUGCUGAAACUCAUUCUUGGCUUUCUCGCUGGUCCUUCUAUUGAAAUGGAAGCAGGACAAAGGCUGGAAGCUGUCAAAGGCCUUCUUAAUCUUAAGGUGUUUGAGACGGAGGGGCAAACUGCAGCAAGCUACAGAUUGUCAAUGUCUUCUGGGGAAACCAUGGACGUCGAUGCAAGAGGAAUGAUGCGCUGGGACCGGGAGGAUUCCAAGCUUUUCAUGCAGAAGAUGGAUAUAUCGGGUGGACAUAAAAAUAAAAUCGAAUAUGCUACAAUCUUCGCUGAAGUAAUAUCAGAGGGCGUCUUACAGGAGAAAGAAGACCAUAUAUCUGAUCUCGCCGAACUGAUCAAGUUGGCAUUCUUCCUGGAUUUUGAUGAGGAAGCAGUUGGGUUCCUGAUGAGAUCCAAGAAUCUCCAAGUUUUCUUGGAGGACGAGGAGUUUCUCUCUUCAGCCCUUUCUCUGGACUAGUCUUUUGGUUAUUUUUGGAACAUGUUUUCACCACCCUGGGGAGAGCUGGCAACUGGUUUUUUUGGAGUGGGGGGGUCGGAUUUCGAAGGAGCCACAUGCAUGGGAUGCAUGGCUAAGGACACCGCCACCUUGCCAUGGUGGUGGUUGGGAAUAGAGACGCCUUUGAGCAAGCUGUAGAGGAUGAUGACAAAAACAGUGGGCUGAUGGUGAUAUUUUGGUGGAAUUGGGAGCAUUGAAAGGGAGGGAGCUAGAAACCAGUUUGGAAAGGGGAGUUUUUUUUUCGUCCGUGGGCAAUUCAUUUUAGAGAGCUAAGAGUAGAGGGAUUUUUGUGGAGCAAGAAAAACAGAGAGGGGGUGAGUUGAACCGAAAAGGAAGGAGAUUGGGGUUGCAGAAAAAUAGGCAGAGCAAAGAAAAAAAGGAAACAAGCUACCCGGGAGAGCCAGAGAAAGCAGUUGGGAGAAGAAGAAGAAAAACAGAGGGAGAAGCCGAGGGGGAGUUGGUCUAGGUUUGAUCACUGCAAGCUUCAUGUUUUCCUAAUUUUUUUCACACUGUUAAACACUGUUUCAUCUUGGUUUCUAUGUUUCAUUUUGUUGAUUGAGUGUGUAUUAGAAACCAUCAUGUUUUUUUGAGCCUGAGAUUGUUUUUCUUGCUUCAACAGUUUAGGUUAUGUUCUGUCUUCUC